CUUUUUAAAAUAUUUUUGAAAUAAGAAUAAUAAUGCUCAUUGCACACUGAUUAGACGCCUCACGGCCUCACUUUUGGCGUGCUAGUAACAACCAACUUAUUAUAAGUAGGUAGGUAGUAGUAGAUAGAUAUUGAUAUAGAAUUUUAUUAAGAUUAAGGUGGAUGGGUGUAAAAUAGACAGGUAAUAGUUAUACAUAAGUUACAUGGUACCUGGCAAAAAAGCAAGGACAUAUUUUGUAAAAUUACAAAUUAUUCAUGUAAACCUAGAGCAUGUGAUGGCCAGACCUUUGUGAAAUUUGUAGAAUGCUGAAUGUUUGUCAGCUCAUGCUCCUACUAUAGGUAGGAGGGAAACUGGAGUUGAGUUUAUGUCUUUGGGAGGUCAGCAAUGGUGCAGCCUUUGAUUUUUUACUAAGGACCAUAGAUCUACUAUGUUCUGUUAUGUUAUGUUAUUGCCUCUUUGCUAAGUACCUGUACUAUAGCCUUUCUUGAUGAGUACUGAUUACCAACAAAGAAAUUAGAAAUGAAAGUAGAAAAUGUAUGUCAUUUCAUAACUUAUUUAUUUUAAAUUAUGUAUUAUGUAUGGUUUGACAAAUAAAUUAAAUUAAAUUUUGUAUGGUUUGAAGAGACGUGAUAGCCCAGUGGAUAUGACCUCUGCCUCCAAUUCCGGAGGGUGUGGGUUUGAAUCUGGUCCGGGGCAUGCACCUCCAACUUUUCAGUUGUGUGCAUUUUAAGAAAUUAAAUAUCACGUGUCUCAAACAGUGAAGGAAAACAUUGUGAGGAAACCUGCAUACCAGAGAAUUAUCUUAAUUCUCUGCAUGUGUGAAGUCUGCCAAUCCGCAUUGGGCCAGCGUGGUGGACUAUUGGCCUAACCCCUCUCAUUCUGAGAGGAGACUCGAGCUCAGCAGUGAGCCGGAUAUGGGUUGAUGACGAACCACAUCUAUGAAUAUUAUUUAUUUAAACGGGUACAUACCACGAUAAAACAACAAGAUAUUUAAUGUUGAUAAUAAUAUUCAUAAUGAACAACCACAAUAUUAGUUUAAAAUCAUUAACCACAUCAAAUUGUUCUAAGCUUAUUAAUCAAAUUUAUUUUCAUUAAUUUAAGAACAAGUUAAUUAUAAUUAUUAUUAACUGUGAAAUGACUAGUGAUUUAUACCUUCUAUUUCAAUUUGUUUGUUGGUAAACAGUACUCAUUAAGAAAGGCAGUAGUAUUAAUGAUGCAACUUCCAUUUCAUACCAGAAAACCUGUUUAUGUGUCCUCAUAUUAAUUGUUACUAAUAACUUUGGUUCGGGCACAUUAAAAUUCAAACAUCCUUUUGAUUUUUAAUGUGACUUAACCAAAUGUUGUUAUUAUGGGCAUGUUUCGCGCAUUCUUCUUUGGUUCGGAGAACAACAGUGGGUGAAGGGUGUGACUGCACAUCAUCAAGACGCCCUUAAACCUACAACAGGGCUACGAGUCCCAGAAGACUCUUGAGUUUCUCUGCCACAUGAUAGACUUUAUCUUCUUUCUUCUGGGCCGUUUCUGCACUUGGCCAUGUGGUUGGCCGUUGUACGUGUUAUUGCUGAGGAACCAAUAAAUGACAACUUUGAGCAAGAAUUGUAUCCUGGUGGGUAUAGUGGACUAUUACUGUUUAGUCUGUGAAAUAUACCUCAAAAGUGAGAGAGAUGCAAAUAUACAUAUCGCCAAGUCUGUCCAUCAAAGACAGCUGGACUCUGUACAGUAUGUGGAGGAAUUUAAAAAUGACACGAUUAAAAAGAUCAAAAACAAAUACUUUUGUGAGCUAUGCAACAAACUGCUUGCUGUGCUACCUAGAGUACGCUUGCACAUCACAGAACUGACACAUAUAAAUAAAAACCACAGAUUGUUUCGAAGAUAUGGAAAUUAUGUAAUUGCGUUCCAAAACAUUGCUAUAAGCGACCAAUCGUGGAAUAGUUUAAAUGGGAGUGCAUGUGCAAUAUGCAAUGUUGAAUAUGAAAUAGAGAAUGAGGAUGUACAUAAAAAUGAAUCUACCCACAUUCUCAACGUUAUCCAGAUACAAGUUCAAUUUGAUGACAAUAAAAAUAUUUAUCGCAAGAUUGAUGAUGCUACAUUUCAAUGUACGACAUGCAAUAUGUUAUAUGCAUUGAGCUCUCUGACAUCUCAUUUUGCUGGAGAAAAACAUAAAAAAAUAUACCAAGACUGCUGUGAUGCUUACAGCAUGAUAGCAGGCAACAUACAAACAGAAGAAAUAAUUGACUGUAACAAAACAAAUGAAAAACAGGUGGCUGUUUGUGAGCUCAGUGUGAACAAUGAGAUACAAUUACAAGAUUUUAUUGAACCAGAAUCCAUAAUCAAUGAAACAACAGAAAAUACUCCAAAUAUAGAUACAACUGGCGAACUAUUGGACUGUAAAGAAAAAGCCAUAAAUGUAGAUACAACUGGCGAACUAUUGAACCGUAAAGAAGAAGUCAUAAAUGUUAAUAGAACUAGCGAACUGUUGGACUGUAAAGAAGAAGCCAUAAAUGUAAAUACAACUAGCGAACUGUUGGACUGUAAAGAAGCCAUAAAUGUAAAUACCACUAGCGAACUGUUGGACUGUAAAGAAAAAGCCAUAAAUGUAGAUACAACUAGCGAACUGUUGGACUGUAAGGAAGCCUUAAAUGUAGAUAUUAUUGGAGAAAAAUUGGAAUGUAAAGAAGAAGCCAUAAAUGUAAAUACAACUAACGAACUGUUGCACUGUAAUAAAGAAGCUAUAAAUGUAAAUUUAACUAGCGAACUGUUGGACUGUAAAGAAAAAGCCAUAAAUGUAGAUACAAUUCGCGAACAAUUAGACUGUAAAGAAAAUGCUAUUAAUGUAGAUACAACUUGCGGGCUAAUAAGCUGCAAAGACGAAAUCACUAAGAAUGUUCAACCAGUGGAAAAGGCUAAUAAGAUAGAAGCAUGCACACCUGACAAAAAUAACAAUAAACAUGCAAAGAGCAAGGUCGAAAAAACCAAAACUACAUUCGAAGAUAGUCCUAAAGAAGUUUCCAAAAAUUUAAGCAACAAAACUCAAACUAAGAAGGUAAAUAACAAAGAUGGAACAGUUUAUGAAAAAGAAGAAGUUAAAAUUUGUGAAACAUUGCAUUGUACAGAUCAUAUAACUCGAACAGAAAAUAAUGAAACAUUGUGCAUAUUAUGCAAUUUGACUAAAGUGAAUCCUAAUAACCAUGUUGAUUCAAAACAUCACCAGAUUCUACUAAAGUUGCAUAAACAACGAUUACAAAAAAUGGGAAAUAAUACUAUAGAUGACUGUCACACACAAGGAACACAAAAUGACUCUGACGAUAUAUUAGACAAAUUACCUAAGUUCCAAAAGGAGGAAGUUAAUAUCAAUUUUGAAUCAAAAACUGCAUAUUGCAAGAAAUGUAAAACACAUAUAGAAUUUGUUUUAAAAUCUAUAGAAAAUCAUAUUUCAGAACAUAAGACGAAGACUGUAAAUAAGACGAUAAAAUGCAAUGUUUUCGAUAGCUUACCGAAAGCUGCAGACAAAAACAAAAAUUUAUUUACAAGCCCAGUGUUUCUGAAAGCCAAAAAUGAUAAAAUGCAAACAGACAAACAGGAAAAUGCAUGCACAGAAAAAAUUGUUUCCGACAAACCAAAUGAAUCUAACAUUCCAGAAGCUUUACCUUCAAAUGAAAGAGACGACAUUUCGUCAAAUGGAGAUUCUAAAUCAUCAUACAUUGUGAAAGUCCAGAGUGCUAAAACAAAAAAAACAAAAUCAGUAAACCUUAUUAAAAUGCCUUUAAAAGAUUUUGUACAUAGUAUGGUAGCAAUACAGUAUUUGAUGUACAAAGACUUACUGAUAAACGAAAAAUACUGUAUAAAUUUUCUCAGCUUUAGUUUUCUGGUGGUGUCACUACCAGACCUCAGAUGUCAGGUCUGUGAUGAGUGUCUAGGGGAUCAGAUUGGUAAUCACUUGUCUGAGCUAAGCCACACACGUUAUAUGAGGCUGACGUCAGUCAUAGAAAAUGAUGAUACAGAAUUUAUAAGAGAGGUUCAGACAGGAUCAUUCCACUGUGGUUACUGCAAUACUAUGGAAACGUCGUGGGAUAUGAUGGAGGGACACCUUAAAAGUUCUGCCCAUAAAGAAAUCAAAGCCUCAGCGAUGUGGCGCAGAACCAUCUACCUAGACAGGAUACAAGAAAGCAAACAAACAGACUUUGAUACUAUCAUAACUGAUGAUAUUCAAAUGGAAAAAAUUAGUAAGAGAUUCUGUUGAUAUUAAGGUAAUUUAUUUACUUGCGGACGUCUGGAUUAUUUUCAAAAAGUCCAUAGGCUUAUGCUCCAACGACAUCUUGUGAAGAAAAAAAAGACUGUCAUUUUUAUGUAUGUAUGUAUUUUGAAAGAAAGAAAGAAAAUAUAAUAUAUAAUAUAAUAAAAAUAAAUAGCCUCAAAAGCUCGACGGUAAGAGCGGUCGGACUCUUCACCGAGGGGUGGUGGUUCGAUCCCCGCCCCGGUCUAUUGUUGUACCUACUCGUAACACAGUCUUUCCCGACUAACUGGAAUAUUGGUCAUAUUUAAAAAAAGAUAUGGCAAAUAUUCUUUAAAAGAAAAUCUUUUUAACAAUAAAAUGGAACUGACUUAAAAGUCGUUAUUUGGAUUUUAACACAAAAUUACUGAAUCGAUUUUCAUGAAAAUGAAAUUGCACCAAUCUGGAAGUAAACUCUUUAAAACAAAAAAAGAAUAGCACAACUAUUAGGUACAUUUAUUUGUUUUGUUGUGGAGACCCUUAUGCCUAGUUAACAAUAUAUGGAUGAGAUACCGCCCAAAAAUCGUUCGUACUCAACUAAAAUACUAAAAUAGUCCGAAUUGGGCAUAGAGUUGCAAUGCCAAAAAAAUUCAAAUUAUUUCAUAGCCGGCAAAGACGUACCGCCAAGCGAUUUAGCAUUCCGGUACGAUGCCGUGUAGAAACCGAAAGGGGUGAGGAUUUUCAUCCUUCCCCUAACAAGUUAGCCCGCUCCAUCUUAGACUGCAUCAUCACUUACCAUCAGGUGAGAUUGUAGUCAAGGGCUAACUUGUAAAGAAUAAAAAAAAAAACAAAACAAAAAAAAUAAAGCUAGUUGCUUCGACUGGUGACAGAAGGGCUGGCUCAUUUUUCGCUCAAAAGAUCAGCCUGACUGUCCAGUAUGAAUGAUUUGUAUAAUUUUAGUUAUUAGCUUCCUAUUGUAUUGUCUAUACUUAUAGUAAAUCUGUAGAUAGGUCAAUUUUGUACAUGAAAUAUAUUUCAAAAAUAACUACCAGCGGGUGAUUAGUGAUCGAUACUCAUGCCAAAAAUGCAAUCAGUAAAAUUUUUGUCUGUCUGUCUGUAUGUUCGUUAUAGAAACAAACGAAUCGACGGAUUUUAACGAAACUUGGUACAAUUAUUCUUCAUACUCCUGGGCAGGUUAUAGUAUACAUUUCAUCACGCUACGAUCAAUAGGAGCAGAGCAGUGAAGGGAAUUGUUGGGAAAACGGGAGUAGUUUUUACAGCGAUACUACUGUAAGGGCUGGUUUAAAGAGGUCUAAGGGCGGACGUAGUCGCGGGCGUCCGCUAGUUUCUCAAUAAAAAUAAAUUGUAAAUAACAUUAUUUAAAAAGAAUCGAUUCUUCAACCGAAUACCAAAACAUCGAUCAUUAAUCGAAUAUACUGUGUAAUUAAACUAAAACUAAAUUAAGAUUAGACGAUGUGUUCUAUAUAACGAGACUUCUGUAUGUGAUGUGUUUGUUAAAGUUGUAUUAGUAUGUGUAUAUUCCGAUUUAAAGGAGAAUGCCCACCGGCCCAUAUAACGUCGGUCCAGGGCACCCACCUGGGUUCCCUGAAAAAGUAUAUAAAAGUAUAUGGAGAUGAUAAUAUGAUGUAUAAAUAAGGGUCUGGUUAAUUAAUUUGCUUAAUAAAAGUAUGUUUCUUGAACAAAAAUACAUUUUUUUAUCACUCUUCUAGGGCAAAAUGAUCGCCGGUGUACCAAGUGAAGUAACAUUUGAAGCUUAAUUUUUUUUGUACAAUUUUUUUUUCUUACCAACAAGCUUAACAAACAAGAAACCGAACCUACAAACCAAUCAUAAGUCUUCAAAAAAUAUCGUAAAAACUCAGGCUGUAUAACCAACGAUCUUCAUUUUUUAGAACAAAUUAAAGAUGAAUUAAAAAUGUCGUAAAUCUGUUGUAGCAAACUUUUUUUGAUUAAGGAAUGAUUUCAUUAUUUUUAGAAUUAUCAAGAUUUUUUUGGAAAGUUACCUGCCAGGUGGUUAGGGUAGGCCUGGGCCGGGAAUGGGCAAUGGGCAUUCACCUUUAGUUUUAUUUAUGUGAGG
This is a messenger RNA of Bicyclus anynana (squinting bush brown), 6302 nucleotides long. RefSeq lists its product as uncharacterized. Lineage: Eukaryota; Metazoa; Arthropoda; Insecta; Lepidoptera; Nymphalidae. The transcript has 6 exons. The record is from RefSeq and is a predicted model, not a curated record. Gene Ontology annotation, molecular function: zinc ion binding; nucleic acid binding. Bases 1574 to 4237 code for a protein of 887 amino acids.